AUGGACAAGGCUAAGGAGGUGGUCGUUGGCCAGUUCAGGGCCUUGCGGCCGUCCUUUUUGUCCAAGACGCCGCACUUCAACUUCAUCUCGGCUCAUUAUUUUUAUAUAUUGAGCCUCGCUAUCAUCGGUUCGAUCCUGGUCUACGCCCCAGGAAGGGGGAACAUAGCUUACAUCGACGCGCUGUUUCUCACCGGUUGCGCGAGCACGCAAGCUGGACUCAACACCGUGGACCUUAAUUUGCUCAAUACCUUCCAGCAAGUUAUCCUCUACCUGUGGCCCAUGCUGUCAAACCCCAUCACCAUCAACUCCUUUGUUGUUUUCCUCCGUCUCUACUGGUUUGAGAAGCGUUUCCAGCAUAUCGCCCGAGAAGCCCGCCUAAAACGGGGCACGCUGUCCAAAUCCAAGGCUAGGCAACGGAUGGACAACGUCGAUGUGGAAAAGGGGGUAAACGGGCGGAAGAUUACUGUUAUGCUCAACGGAGCCAGGUCCCGCAUCACCAACGACGGUAUGCUGCUCGACGCCAACCAGCCAUCCCCUGAUGCACAACAGCCGCAGCAACAGCCCCAACAGCAACCACUCAAAGCUACGUCCACUCUCCCGAACCGAGCCAGCCGAGACGAUCCUAGAGGCAGCCCAGAGCCUCGGAGGCCAGAGAUCAAGUUCGCACGCACUGUCACUAAGAGCGAUGGCCUCGGCGAAGAGGCCGUCAAACUCCCUCCCGCGCGGCCCGAUCAUGAGCACAUCGCCUUUCUCGAACGCCAACGAAAAGGAGACGACGAAGUGCUGCGGAUCCCGAACCCGCGGGACGCCGAGCGCGGCAUACGCCCGAAGCGUGUCGAGGCUGGAGAUGCCAGGGAGGCCGGGGACGACGAGGAGACCGAGGCUGUCCCACCUGCUGCUGGGGCGUCUGAGACGAACGGGCAUCCAGUCCCCCAAACGUUCUCCGAGAACCGCCAGCAGGCUAUUACAAUUGAGGAACCCGACAGGAACAAGUUGCAGCAGUCCGACUCGGAGGACCUUAUCGACGAUGCCAGGGCUGCGGCCCACGCUUUUUCGUUCCUCAAGCUGAAAAAGCCCCGAUGGAUUAGCCAGGGAGACAAGACACAGCCCAACACGGAAGACGAGCCAGGUCCCGGAGCGGCCUCUCGAACCAAGACCGCCGGCCGUCGACCAUCGUUCUCGACGCUGCGGACUGCCUUCUCGUCGAGAGACCAAGCCGACGCCACGCCAUACUUGAGCUGGGAGCCGACCAUUGGCCGCAAUUCCGCGUUUCCCGACUUGACCGAGGAGCAGCGAGAGGAACUCGGAGGGAUCGAAUACCGGUCGCUCAAGACGCUGGCCCUAAUCCUGACGGGCUACUUCUGGAUCUACUCAGCCAUCGGCGUCAUCGGGCUUCUGCCGUGGAUCUUACAAAUGGACCAGUACGGCCAGGUCGUCGACGAGGCCGGCAUGAGCAGGACCUGGUGGGCCUUCUUCACGUCGAGCUCGGCAUUUAUGGAUCUGGGCUUUACCCUCACCCCGGACAGCAUGAUCUCAUUCAGCACGGCCACCUGGCCGCUGCUGCUGCUGGGCUUUUUGAUCGUCAUCGGCAACACUGGGUUCCCGGUCAUGCUCCGGUUUAUCAUCUGGGUCCUCUCUCUCAUCACCCCGGCCGGCACCGGUCUGUACGAAGAGCUGAGGUUUCUUCUCGACCACCCUCGCCGGUGCUUUACGCUGCUGUUUCCGUCUGGCGCGACCUGGUGGUUGUUCUGGCUACUUGUCAUUAUGAACGGUCUCGAUGUCUUGUUUUUCAUUGUACUCGACCUCGGCAGUGGACCGGUCGUCGACUUGCCCGCCGGACUCAAAGUCCUAAACGGCGUCUUCGAGGCCAUCUCCACCCGAACCGCCGGGUUCUCCUGCGUCAACCUAGCCGCCCUCCACCCGGCCGUGCAGUUCUCCUACAUGGUGAUGAUGUACAUCUCCGUCUUCCCCAUCGCCAUCUCCGUGCGCCGCACCAACGUCUACGAAGAAAAAUCCCUCGGCGUCUACAGCAGCCACGACAUCGACGAAAGCGCCAACCAAAACGACCUCGCCUACGUCGGCUCCCACCUCCGCCGCCAACUCUCCUUCGACCUCUGGUACAUCGUCCUAGGCUUCUUCAUCGUCAACAUCGCCGAAGGCUCCAAAAUCAUGGCCAACGAGUUCUCCGCCUUCUCCGUCCUCUUCGAAGUCGUCAGCGCCUACGGCACCGUCGGCAUGUCCCUCGGCGUCCCCACCGCCAACGCCUCCCUCUCCUCCCAAUUCACCGUCGUCGGCAAACUCGUCAUCAUAGCCAUGGUCAUCCGUGGCCGCCACCGUGGCCUGCCCUACGGCCUCGACCGCGCUAUCCUCCUCCCCAGCGAAUCUCUCAACGCCCGCGAAGCCGCCGACGCCGACGCCCGCAUGGCCCGCAUCCAAUCCCACGCUUCCUUCGCCACUGGCGGCGCCGGCAGCAGCAUCAACGGCGGUGUCGGCCGUCGCAGGAGCAUGGACCGGGGCAACAUCCUCACGUCCCUACUACACCCGGGCCCGGCGAUACCUGUGGAACCGACAUUGCCCGUGCUAGAGAUGCAGCGGACUAAGUCGCCUGAGGUGAUACCGGGUGCAUACGGCGGUGGUGGCGGUGUGGAGGAGCCCGAACCGUAUGCGACGAGAGUUAGUUCGAGGCGGACGGAGCCUGGUGGUGGUGGGGUUGUGAGACGGUUUGAGUCGGGGUUGAAUAUUCAGCAGCAGCAGCGGCCGAGGACGUCGGGGGAUGGGGGGGAUUGA
This is a messenger RNA of Dichotomopilus funicola, 2787 nucleotides long. Its product is annotated as cation transport protein-domain-containing protein. Gene Ontology annotation, biological process: intracellular potassium ion homeostasis; potassium ion import across plasma membrane. The coding region runs from base 1 to 2787 and encodes 928 amino acids. The record is from RefSeq and is a predicted model, not a curated record. Lineage: Eukaryota; Fungi; Ascomycota; Sordariomycetes; Sordariales; Chaetomiaceae. Gene Ontology annotation, molecular function: high-affinity potassium ion transmembrane transporter activity. Gene Ontology annotation, cellular component: plasma membrane. The transcript is spliced from 4 exons.